This is a messenger RNA of Brassica rapa (field mustard), 5157 nucleotides long. RefSeq names its product LOB domain-containing protein 3. The record is from RefSeq and is a predicted model, not a curated record. NCBI's taxonomy places the organism in Eukaryota, Viridiplantae, Streptophyta, Magnoliopsida, Brassicales, Brassicaceae.
UUAGGUAUUCUGACAUAUGUUAUUCAAAUUUAUAUUUAAUAUAUAUUUUUAUAGUUUUUUAGAAAUUUAAAGUAUAUAAAUAUAUAAUAAAGUUUAAAAUUUGAAAAGUAAUUUAAAUGUGUUAUUCGAACUCGAACCGAACCCGCAAAAAUCUGCAGCGAACCCGAACAGAAAUUUAGAAAUAUUAGAAUGAGGCUGAAAUCUUUGAUCCCGGAAACCCGAAACUCCAACACACCUGAACCGAACCCGAUUAGAUACCAUAUAGAUGAUAGUUUCUCAUAAUAUAAUGGACUUCAAAUUUUUUUAAAAAAUAUAAGCCAUUACUUUUUUUUCUCUUAAUAUACUGCUAUCCAUGUUUCCAAACAAACCUAUUUUUUAAAACUACAAUCUAUGUUUCCAAACAAAUAUCUUUUUUAAAACUGCAAUCCAUGUUUCCAAACAACCUUUUUUUCUUAAACUACAAUCUAUGUUUCCAAACAAUUUUUAAAAAUACAUAUUUCAAAAAAACCUAAUUUGUACUUGAGUUAUAAUAAGAUAAAUAUUGUGGCCAACAACAACAACACUAAAACGAAAUCUUCAAACUGAAACUUUAAUGAAAAUGAACAUCUCUAUUACGAAAUAUUUAAGUAAAAUCUUUAUUUGGCUGUACAAUAUUACACUACAAGAAAACACAAUUUUAACGACGAGAAUUAACGAGAAAAAAAAUAUCCUCGUAAAAUUACGUCUUUUUUUUAACUGGUUUUUCAUAUUAAAAGUGAAAAGAAAUAAAAUGAUACAAGCCUAAGACUUCUGUUUGUUAAAGCAGCCCAAUACUAAAUCAUACAACCCAAAAUACCACCAAAUCAAAAAUCAUAACUUAGCCCGAAUGGGCCCAAAUUGGAACAUAGAAAGUAACGGGGAGGGGAAUAAUUUCUCUCUUCAAUUAAGCAAAAGCGAUCAGGUUAACCACCGCUGCAUCAUGAUCGAAGCCGACGAGGGAUUAGCAUUGCGAUAGGAUAGUAUCAUGUCCUUCACUUGCCUGUCAAUUUGCCUGAUUAGAGAUGGAGCAGAACUGAAUGUAUUCCGAUGGAGCCUAGAGUUACGUUCCGACCAAGACCAGUAGAGACAUGAUUGCCAACAGAGGAGGGAGAGGAUUCCAAGGGCAGACCGGCGAUUCUGACGUUGUAGUUGAUCAAGCACUUUGUUCCAAUUUCUCUCAGAUUGCAGGCACACCGACGAGCAAGGGAACUCAAGAUUUCCCAAGUAUAGAAACAGUCGAAGAAGAGGUGAUCUCGGCUCUUAGCUUGCACGUUACAGAGCAGACAGAGUGGUGAAGUGGCAAGGCCCCAACCUAUCAUUUUGUCUCUUGUUGGAUACCGGUUGAGCACAAGCAGCCAAGAGAGGAAGCUUUGUCGAGGAAUACCUCCCUUGUUCCAAACUGUCUGGUGCCAAGGGACUGUAGGCAUGUGCUGCAACAGGUGAUCAUAAACUUGCCCUGUAAAGUACCUAUUGACCAAUUUUCCUCCAAUCUCCCAAACAUAAUAUUCUUUUUCAUUUAGGUAAAUGGUUGUUAGUAUGGUGUGGACCUCAACCUGAGAUUAUGAACGAGCAGGGGGAAUCUGCCAAGCACUGUUACUAUAGAGGGAUGCCAGGGGGAAUCUGCGAAAGCUCGAUUGUUGGACACGUUAUCCAACUGGAAGGAUGAUUAGAUCAUGAAGGGUUAUGAGCAGGGAAAACCCGCUGAGCUCACCACAGCUGUGUAGGAUGGCUUCAUCCGUUAUUGGAACCUGCAAUCGUUCAUUAAAGUCUCCAACAGUUGAUCUGCCUCCCGCCUGACAGGUCAACGGUCCGAUGCUUCACAUUACAGGUCAAAAACUCCACGCCGGCGUCCGUAUGGAUAUGGUAAAUAUUUUAAUUAAUUAAUUAAUUUUUUUAAUAUAUUCUAACUUCUUAAAUGUUUUUUAGGCCAAAGAAACAGGACACCUCCCGUCUCUUAAGGAUCUUUACGAGAGGACGCAGAAGAACAAAUCUAGGCAAUUUAUUGAUCCUAAGUCCGAGCAAAUCUACAACGAGGUGGUUGCUCGGAUUGAAGACCGCCAAACCCAGCUGACCCAACAGUCUCUCGAUGGAAUACCGGUCAGGCGGUCACAUUAUCCACACUUGAAGUGGAUCAGAUUUACGAAGAGGUAAAAAAUUUUAAAUCUUUUGUUAUUAUUAUUCAUUUAAUCUAUUUUUUUAUCACUAACGUAAAUUUUUUUUUAAGGUUGUCCAUAAGAAAAAUGGACGUACGCUGGGGAUUGGUUCCGUCAAUGAUGUUCCAAGAGCGACAUCGUCUAAUGGUCUGAGACGGGCUGAUGAAGUCACCCAGCUGCUUUCCGUGUUGAACUUGAUGCGGUCGGCGUUCACAGCUCGUAUGAGUUCAAUCGAAGGCUUUCUAAACAUUUUAGCGGCUGAAAAUCCUCAUUUGGAGACCAUGUUGGCGGAGAUGCAGACACAAAAUCCCGUUCCAGAGCCAUCCCACACACAGGAAGAUGAAGAAGAAGUGCGGAGGAGGAGUCAUGAGUUCUUCACCGAGAUGAACAAUAACAACCCUUAGUUUUUUUUCUUCUUUUUAUUUUGUAUUAUAAAUUUGAAACGUAAAUAUUUACAAAAUAUUUUCGUAUUGAUUUAUUAUAUACAUUUUUUAAAAAUUGGAAAUAAAUUUUUGAUUAUAUUAUUUUUUGUAAAAAAUAAAGAAUCGAAGCAAAUUCGUAGCUAAUUUACGUCUAAUUAACGAGGAAACUGGAAAUUGUUACCGAGGAAUUUACCAUGAAAGACACGCAGAUUCGUCGUAAAUUUAGACGAAAUUGAGCGUCUACUUUACGAGGAAAUUAUUUAUGUGUACUUUACGAGGAAAAUGUUUACGUGUAUUUUACGAGGAAAUAAUUUACGUGUACUUUACGAGGAAUUGAUUUACGUGUACUUUACGACGAAACUGUUCAUGUGGCCUUUACGAGGAAAAUGUUCAUGUGGCUUUUAGGAAAAAAUAAUGUACGUGACUUUUACGAUGAAAUUAUUGACCCCACUUUACGAUGAAACCUCUCCUCGGAAGUUUACGACGAAUUAGCGAGGAAAUAUACGUUACGACGACGUUUAACGAGGAAAUGAAUUUCAUAACUAAUUCGUCGUAAACUCUAUUUUAGGACGAAAUAAUCACGAAAACAAAAUAAUCACGAAAACAGUCGUUAUAAAUACGUUUUCUUGUAGUGUUAUAAUCGCUUACACCAUAAAGGAAAAGAAAAUCUGUUACCAAUUAUUUGAUUUUUUUCUCAAAAGUUAUAAUCGUUUUCAAGUAUUUUAUUUUCUAAUGGUAUGAGUUAUAACAACCGACCAAGAACACCAACUAUUAACUGCAUGAGUGUGAGUGUAUAAUUCAAUUUUGUCACCAAACGAUCUCUUUCUUUUAGUAGUUAUUAUGAUUGAUUAACUAUCCAUCCUUUUAUGAUCUUAUUAUUGUUGAUACGUAUAUGAUAUAUUUCCUCUGUUUUUGCAAUUUUUUAUUGUAACUCGUUUAAAUAAAAAUUGUUUGUUUCAAAAUAUAAUUAGUUUUCAUAAUUUUAAAUAACUUUUAUUUUUAUUGGGUUUAGCAUGACCAAUCAAAUAAUAUAUACUUAUUUACAAUUGGUUUAACUACAUUUAAUUUGUAUAUCAAAUACUACUUUUGGAAAAAUUAAGAAGGGAGUAUAUAAUGUAAGAGAUCAAACUACUGUUUGAAGUUUAUAAAACUGUAAAAUAUUGUUAUUAUAUGUUCAAAUGCCGUGUUUCUUGUUGAUUAAUCGAUGUGUUAACUGUUAAGCAAUCAAAUUUUAAUAUUAUUGUAAAGACAAAUUGUAUUUACUUGAGUAACUCGCUACUAACAUCAGCAGAUAUACAGCAUCAGAAAAUCGUAUCAAAACGAUAUCAUAUGAUUAUAAAGAAAACUAUAUCUUGAUUCACCAAGAAGUGACAAUCCCAUACACGACAAAAACAAGAAGUAAAUAGAGAAGCAAUGUUGCUUCAACUUGCAAGAAACUAUAGAGAAGAGUCAAAACAAUUAUGUGUAUAGUAUUCAAUUCGAUAUACAAAUAAAACAAAAAGAAAACAUUUCAACGUAAACAUAGAUAUAAAAAAAAACUUAUGAGAAAUUUUCCAGGUGGGCCAUGGAAAUCUUAAGGCAUAGAGAUGGGAUUUUUUGUCCAAACAAAGCAAAUCUAAUGGCUUAUUGCUUUAGGGUUGGACCCACAAGAAGAUUUCAUGUCUCACUUUCUCUUCUUCUCUAUAUAAACAGACUCACUGAUUAUUCUCUAACUCCUUCUUCUCCUCUUGAUCAUUUGCUGUCAAGUCUCAAAAACUGUUUCUUCUAAAUGAGACGAAAGGGUCACAGUCACGGAGCAGUGUCGCCUUGUGCCGCGUGUAAGCUUCUCCGGCGAAAAUGUGUGGAAGACUGCGUCUUUGCUCCAUAUUUCCCGGCUAAAGAGCCUUACAAGUUUGCCAUUGUCCAUAAGAUUUUCGGUGCUAGUAAUGUCAAUAAGAUGUUGCAGGUGCUGUCGGAAAACCACCGGAGCGACGCCGUGAAUUCGAUUGUGUACGAGGCUAACGCGAGGGUUCAGGAUCCUGUGUACGGAUGUGUAGGAAUAAUAUCAUCAUUACAGAGACAACUCGAGACUCUCCAAACUCAGCUCGCUUUUGCUCAGGCCGAACUGGUUCAUAUGAAAACGCUCCACCGUAUUGAUACUAAACCGCCACCCUACAUGGCGAGUGGCAUUAGUUUUCCGGCGAACAAAGACUUAUCUAAUGACGUCGACAUGGCUUUUGCGUACGAGAAUGGUGCCGGAGAGUCCCUUUGGUCGUGCUAGCUUUAGCCUGAUCUUAUCCUUGCAAUAGUUUUUUAAGAAAUGAUAAGAUUAUAUGCUAUAUAGCCUGUGUCAUAUGAACGUGGUAAGUGUAUAACUAAAGUAAAUCAAAGUAGCAACUAAAGAAUUAAGAUUAUAAACUUUGUUUGUCUGCCUUCUUUUUGGGGAUUUUAUUUUCCUUAGUUAAUGUUGGGAAAGUAAAAAAGAAAAAGAAAAGAUAGAGGCAUAACGAUGUAGUAUGUCUCUUUAAAUAUUUUUUUUAUCACUGUACUAUGUCUCUUUUGAAUAAAAUAAAUAAUGUCCCAUA